AUGGCUUGCAUAGGCUCGCCGAGGGUAUCGACUCCAGCAUCCUCAGUGAACCUGGCAGUCACCGACAGAAUGUGCUUUAUAUGCCUUGAGGGUCCCGAGGGUGAGUGUGGCGAGCUCGUCCCGUGUUGCGAUCGAUGCUAUGCUCACGUUCAUCGAGGGUGCUGGGCGGAGUGGAGGCAGAAUCAAAGGAUGACGGCCCUACGAUCCCGUCUUACUGGUCUAAGGCCGGCUGGUACAGAUCCCUUCCUCUGUUCGAUAUGCAAGACUGGCCAGGCUUGUGUGGAAGGAGAGAGUCAUGACGUGGCAUGGCUAGCAGCGGUCACUGGUUCUCGAUCAAGUCGCGGUCGGCAGAGCCCAUGGGAGGUCCUUGGAUCGUUCGGAGCACGGUCAGAUGCGUCGUCCGAUUCGGAUGAAGAUGACGAUUUAUUUGCGGACUCGGAGGGAGUUGAGGACUCCCCUGUUUGCAGCCCAUGGUUGGCCGCGAUCAACUUCGCAGCUCUGAUGGUCUUUGCGAUACUUACGCCGCUCGGCAUCAAUCUGGGCUGGGGAAGUGCAGGAGAUGUCAUUCUGGUUGGUUUCGUUGGACUUUAUCAGAUCGAACAUCUGAUGGGCUUUGAAAGCCUAGCCACUGAAGCGGUGCGAACAUUUUGA
Perkinsus marinus ATCC 50983 is the source of this 651-nucleotide messenger RNA. RefSeq lists its product as hypothetical. The transcript is spliced from 8 exons. Lineage: Eukaryota; Perkinsozoa; Perkinsida; Perkinsidae. Bases 1 to 651 code for a protein of 216 amino acids. The record is from RefSeq and is a predicted model, not a curated record.